This is a messenger RNA of Cornus florida, 978 nucleotides long. Its product is annotated as DNA-directed RNA polymerase II subunit RPB2-like. The transcript is spliced from 11 exons. The coding region runs from base 1 to 978 and encodes 325 amino acids. Gene Ontology annotation, biological process: DNA-templated transcription. Gene Ontology annotation, molecular function: DNA-directed RNA polymerase activity; ribonucleoside binding; DNA binding. Gene Ontology annotation, cellular component: RNA polymerase II, core complex. The record is from RefSeq and is a predicted model, not a curated record. Lineage: Eukaryota; Viridiplantae; Streptophyta; Magnoliopsida; Cornales; Cornaceae.
AUGGAGAAACGUGACUUUGUUUCCGAAGGCAGCGAGAUUGAGGAAUCUAACAUACUCAGCUCUGUUGUCCCUAUAAUGCUCCGGUCGAGUUACUGCACAUUAUAUCAGAAUUCAGAGAAGGUUUUGACGGAGCUGGGAGAGUGUCCAUAUGAUCAAGGUGGGUAUUUUAUUAUCAAUGGGAGUGAAAAGGUUGCACUGGACUACAUCGGGAAACGAGGGGCCCCUGUCGGUGUCACAAAUGAAAAGAGGAUCAAGUAUGCCAAAGAGAUCCUCCAAAAGGAAAUGCUUCCUCAUGUUGGUGUAGGAGAAUAUUGUGAGACAAAGAAAGCUUACUAUUUUGGGGCAGAGGAUGAUAGGGAUCACUAUGGCAAUAAGAGACUCGAUCUUACUGGUCUUUUGCUUGGUGGCCUCUUUCGAAUGAGUGUUGACAAUGGGAAGGGUGUUAAUCUGCAAUUUGCAAUUAAAGCGAAACCAAUUACUAGUGGCCUUAAAUACUCACUUGCUAUUGGGAACCGGGGACGGGCAAAUGCAGCCGGUGUUAAAUCGCCUAACAUAUGGCUCCACUUUGUCACACUUGUGAAGAUUGAAUUCUCCAAUAGGGCGAGAAGGUAUUUUAGUUUUCUCUGUCAUUGUUUGUUCAAUGAUGCUGUUAAGGGGAAACUAGCAAAACCAUGGCAGUUGCACAAUUCCCAAUGGGGAAUGAUGUGCCCUGCAGAAACUCCUGAAGGACAAGCUUGUGGACUGGUAAAGAAUCUUGCACUGAUGGUGUAUAUAACAGUUGGAUCAGCAGCAUAUCCCAUUUUGGAAUUUUUGGAAGAACGGGGUACUGAGAAUUUUGAGGAAAUCUCUCCUGCAGUGAUUCUACGGGCUACCAAAAUAUUUGUUAAUGGUUGUUGGGUUGGCAUUCAUCGUGGUCCUGACAUGUUGGUGGAAACCCUGAGACGGCUGAGGAGACGGCCCCAUAAUUGUGAGGUUUGA